Messenger RNA from Amborella trichopoda, 3160 nucleotides. RefSeq names its product class I heat shock protein, putative (DUF1423) (gene TTA1). NCBI's taxonomy places the organism in Eukaryota, Viridiplantae, Streptophyta, Magnoliopsida, Amborellales, Amborellaceae. Gene Ontology annotation, cellular component: nucleus. The record is from RefSeq and is a predicted model, not a curated record. Gene Ontology annotation, biological process: maintenance of shoot apical meristem identity; root meristem specification; maintenance of root meristem identity.
ACAAUGCAUUUUGCGAGGACGGCCAUGAUCUGAUGAUGAUGAUAUCAUGGCCGCUUCAUGAAACAAACUUUUAGAGAGAGAAAGAGAGAAAGCUUAAACUUUUAGAGGGAGAAAGAGAGAAAGCUCAGAGAGAGAGAAUGCCUUCGGAAACGGAGAGGAGGGAGGCGAAAGAAGAAGAAGGCGAUGGUGAUUCACAGAGGGAUCACAAAAGUGGCCGUCAUCAACCUGAGUCAAACAUCUCUUCCUCUUUACAGGUAAGCCCCAAUCUCUCUCUAAGAAGCAGCUUGAUGGGUCGUGAUAUCUCGGAUAAACCCACUGAAAAUCUUCUCUCUCUAAACGUUCUUGAUGACCCAUCAAGGAAAAACAGAGUUUUUCAUGAGGGUGAUGGGUUUUUUUUGGGUGAGAAACGGCCAGAUUUUGGUGAAUUGAAAGAAAACGUUAGGAUUUCUCAUGAAUUGAAGCCAAAGGAUAAUGGGUCUUUGCAAAAAGUGGGAAAUCAUGGCGCCCAAGAACUGACCUUGAGUUACAUGUGCGAUAGUAUUAAGGUGGGUUUGCCUGACAAAGGGAUUUCGGGUAAAUUGUAUCAAAAUUCAAUGGAAGAUAUGCAUUUUGGAUUGGGUAAGGGGAAAUACAAGGGAAAAGAAGUUGUAAUUGAAGAAAAGGGUUCAGAUGAUUGUGCUGAUAAAUGGGUAGAGAGAGAUUUUCUGCAACUUAGGAGCGACAGGGAGAGAGAGGACUCGAGCCCCUGCAAAAAUGGUGAACCCUUUAAGAAGGGGUUAAAGAGAGAGAGUGAGAAAGAAGGGCUUGAGCUGUCAAAUGGUGAGAAGAAAGCUAAGAUGGAGACCCUUAAUCUCUCCCUUAGUCUCCCUGAUGUCUCACUAACUUUGGCUGCUGCCUCUACUAAUCUACAGAGUAAUUCCACUCCUAAUAUUGUGAAAAGAGCGGCUAGUAACCAAUCUCUCACUCUCUCUAAUAAUCACACCCGAACUUCUUCUGAUGAUUUUACUGCUUCUCUCUCUUACUCUUACUCGCACCCAUUUAGCCACAACCCCAGUUGUUCCCUGACCAGAAACUCCGCUGAGAAUUACGAAUAUUCAGUUGGUAGUUACCAUCUUUCUAGGAGAGAGAAUGAGGUUUCGAAUGGGAGAACUGAUCAAAUGUGGUAUGGCGGAGAAGGAACGAAUGGGUCAGUUCAUAGUAGAUUUAGAGCUGUUCCUGAUGUACCCAUUUACCAGAGAAGCAUUCCAAAUGGAAACUUGAAUCCUGAGAAGGUUUCGUCCUCUCAGAUUAUUGCCUCUGGAGCUCAAUCAGAACUUGAUCCAGUUGGACCCAAGAGAAGUGAUCCCAUCAUUAAUUAUUCGAGGCAUAGUUACCCAGCAAUGCCUGAAAAAGGGGUCAAGGAUUCGACCAUUGAUCUUUACAAAAGCAACAGUUUCGAGAAGAAAACAUUCUUCCCUCUAGAAUUGCCGGCAAAACAGAGGAGAGAGACACAAUCUUCUGAUAAUAGUUUAGUUCGAUCAGAGGAUAAAAAGAGGGGUUACGUUAAUGUAAACAGACAUUGCAGUGAUGGAGGGCAACCUUCUCGUGUGUACACAAAACCUGAGAGGAUUUUACAUGAUAUAGUUACUGAUUCAAUACCAACCAUGGCUCAUGCAAGUCAUGUGCUUCCUGAGGACUUGCUUGAAGCCACGAGACUAUAUCUCAAGAACCUCAUGGCAAGCCCUGAGAGAAGGGAGGAGCUAGCCAGUCUCCAAAGAAGACUUGAGAGAAGAUCAGACUUAACGUCUGAGACCCUCUCUAGAUCUCACAAGACCCAAUUGGACAUCUUGGUCACCUUAAAAACAGGCAUUUCAGACUAUUUAUUUUGGAAGAAUCCGUUUCCUACUUCUAAGCUGGUGGAGAUCUUCUUGCUCUCGAGGUGUAAAAACCCGACUUGCUCGAGUGUAUUACCUGUAGAAGAUUGUGACUGCAAGAUCUGUGCCAAUAAGGGGUUUUGCAGUGCUUGCAUGUGUCAAAUCUGUCUGAAGUUUGAUUGUGCAUCGAAUACUUGUAGUUGGGUUGGUUGCGAUGUGUGCUCACACUGGUGCCAUGCUGACUGUGGAAUCCAAAUGCAAUAUAUAAAGCCAGGCCCAAGUUUGAAGGAGAGUUCAGGGACUACUGAGAUGCAAUUCUAUUGCCUUGGGUGUGGCCAUACUUCUGAAAUGUUUGGUUUUGUUAAGGAGGUGUUCUUGUGUUUUGCAAGGCGGUGGAGUUUUGAAAUUCUGGUUAAGGAGCUUGACUAUGUGAGAAGGAUCUUCCGUUAUAGUGAAGAUCGCAAGGGUAAGGAGUUGCAUAAUAGGGCUGAGGAGUUGCUGAUGAAGAUGAACAAGAAACUUCUCUCUCCCUCUGAUGCCUGCAAUACCAUUCUACAAUUUCUGAAGGCUGGUGCUUCAGAUAUUUCUGGAUCAAAUUGCUCUUCUAAAGAGUUGGCAGUUGUGCAAAGAGAUGUCUCUGGUCAACCUCCUGUCCAUACUCAAGACCCUAUUUAUAGAGCCAACUCUUCUAGCAUCAAAGGGGACAUUCAUAGGAAUUCUAAUAGCCAUGAGAGAGUUACUGGUGAAGAAGUAGGGUUUCAGCGUAGUUUGUCAGAAAAGAAAGUCGGGUUUGAUAGUUUGGAGGGUCUUGUGAAGAUGAAAGAAGCAGAGGCAAUAAUGUUUCAGAGCCGAGCUGAUGAUGCCCAAAAGGAGGCAGAGGGGCUCAAGAGAAUCGCUCGAGCAAAGAGUGCGAAACUCGAAGAAGAGUAUGUUACCAAGCUUGCAAAGCUUUGCUUGAAUGAAGCAGAGGACAAGCGUAAAAAGAAGAUGGAGGAACUGAAAGUCUUGGAGAGCUCCCACUGUGAUUACCACAAUAUGAAGAUGAGGAUGGAAGCAGAAAUUGCAAGUUUACUUGAGAGAAUGGAGGCGACAAAGAAGCAAUGGGUGUAAGGUCCAUGGGUUUUUUGUUGCUUUUCGUUUUGGUUCCCAUGGCUCCUGGGCCUUGUAUGAUUGUGAGAGAGAGAGAGAAAGGGAGAGAGAGAGGGAGAGAGAGAGAGAGAGUGAUUUCUGAUGUUGCUAUAUUGUGUGAUACUUUCCUAAUUUCGGUCUAUAAUAUUCGGGUAGUUCAAGCCUGCAUGAAAUUGGUA